AUGUCGUCUGAAAAACUUCGUUCUACAUCUACUCGAGAUACCGGAAGUCAAAUUAUUCCUAAGGCUAGUCUUGCUAAAUUCGAUUGUCUAUAUUCUAUUGAAAAAAAUUGUACAAUGGUCACAUCUGAAAAUCGUGAGGAUAUCAUAACUGAAUUUAAACAUCAGCUUCAAUUAGCAAAUACACAUUGUUCAAUAAAUAAAAAGGCACGGGAUAAAGCUACAAAACUUUAUAAUGACGUGGAAAGAAUUUUCCAAUUCAAAGAGGCUACAGCAGUUUUCGACAGAAUGGAUAAAAGGGUGAAUGAAAAUUUAUUUGAAACAAAAACUAAUCUAUAUGGAUCAGAAGUUGCAGUACAAAUGAUGGACAUAAAAUUGAGCUCUCUUCGAUCAGAAAUACCUUCUUCAGUAAGCAGUCAUUCCACAACAUUAUUCACUGGACAUGACUCUGAAAAUUCCUUCAAUCAUAACUCCAUGAAUCCUAAUAACAACCAAAUUGUUUAUGAAAAUAUACAAAUAUUAAGCACUCAUGACCAAGAUGUAAAUAAUCCGGAAUUUGAUAGUAUUAUUGUGGAUAAGAUAUCUGAUUUGAUAUUUUCCAAUUUAAAUCUUGAGGAAAUUUGGGAUAAAGUUAUGGAAAGAUUAAAGCAAGAAAUUUGCGAGUGCAAUCUCUCAAAUUGGAAGAAAGUCGAUUGGGGCAGAAUACUAAAAACAUCAGAUUAUGCUCAAUUGUUUAACAGAUCAAAGAAGAAAUUAUGUAAGGAUUUAAUUGACAAGGAAGCACAAAAUUUGUUACAUGAGGGAUGUGGCCAAAUAAGAUCUUUAAAUGAUUUAAAAUUAUGGAAAGACAAAUUCUCAAUUUUAAAAUCUGAAGAUGCCCAAUUGACUGCUGGAAUUAUUGAAUUUUUCCAUCUCUGUUUACGGAGGAAAAUAAACAUUCUUGUAAUGCAACAUCGGGAAAGAGAUUACAUUGUCAAGAUACUAAGCCCAAUUAUUGGAUUCAUAUUUGAAGAAUUUGAUAUUGGUACUUUUGAGCUUAACUGGAUUGAAAAAGACUCUCAUAGUGUUACAUGUAGAAAGCGAAAAUUUGUACACGAAGAAUAUAUGGAAUUAGAACCACCAUCGGAAAAGAUGGAUUUAAUAAUAUCAUUACGUUCUUACAAAGUCGAAUUAUUGGCACUUGAAGCAGGGAAUACUGAAGGUCCCAUGGAUGAUACCAAAUUACAGGCACAAGGUGGACGAUCUAUUCCCUUGUAUACAACAAAAAAUUUUUAUUUUUUUACUGAGAUGGUGACAUUGACGUUGCCAACAAUUUUAUCUGAGAUGGAAGACCUUUUGCCAGAUUUCUUGGAAAAUCUUCUAGUAUUACGGCAUACACAAAUAGAAUUGGUUGCAAAGAUUCGAAAAUAUUCUCAAAAAAGUCUCUCUACUCCGUCUCCACCCUCAUCACCAUUGCAUGAAACUACAGAGUCUCCUUUGAAAAAACAAAAACAAAAGAAAGAUCCUUUUU
This is a messenger RNA of Funneliformis mosseae, 1507 nucleotides long. Lineage: Eukaryota; Fungi; Glomeromycota; Glomeromycetes; Glomerales; Glomeraceae. The record is from the annotation of a GenBank genome assembly.